UAUCGCCUAAACGUGCUCGCGGUACCGAUCUCCAGAAUGUUUGGAAUUCGUUAAAAUUCGGGAAUUGCAACGCAUUGAGUCACAUUGGUCAGUUUAUUCCUGAAAUGCGUCUAAUUUAGAUUUAGGUUUUUUUUCGUUGUUUUUGGCAUUGGCACAAUUUUAAGGACAGGCGCAGCUCUCUUGCAUUGGUGCGGGCUUUGGGCAGGUCUCUUCUAAACAACCCACCGUUAAACUAAAAACUAAGACUAAAAAUCAAGCAGCAAUGGAUCCUCCUCCGUGCGUGCAAAACGCCAUGAUGACCAAGGAUAAGAAACCGUUCACUUACACCCCGGGAGGCAUCGAUCUCUCCCAAGUGAGAUCCCCGAGGAUGCAGCGGCGUAUCGAACGAAACGCCACCCUCGGAGGAGACAACGAGGUACCAAGACCUGCACCACCUCCACCACAGAACCACGGACCACUACCCCCGUCUGCUUUAGCUGCUAUGAGACCACAAACCCAAGUGCAAGUGUUUCCUGGUCCACCACCGCCACCGCCAAUGCAAAAGAAUAUUCCUCCUCCCCCUCCGCCGCCCUGUGCACCACUACCCACCCAAAAAGUCACCACUAGCGAGAACCAGGUGAUAGAGAGGCCGGACAUGACCAAGAUAAUCCCGGAUAACCCUAUGAGUCUGUUAAGGAAGACAGGUGGGCCGGCUCCCAGGAAAUCGUUUGUUGAUCAGAUGUACGAAAAUCAGAACCGGGGCCCUCCCAGUCCUCCACAGAGGAACUUUGAGCCUCCUGUUGUCGUACCUCCGGUAGUACAGCCUCAGCAAUAUCAACCCUCACAGCAAUAUCAACCUCAAUAUCAAUCACAGAGGGCGGCAGAGUCUCCAAGAUCUCCCGUGUAUAGUCCAGAGGUCCACGAGAGGCAGCCUCCUACACCGCCAACUCAGAAGAACGUUGGUUCAAAUGUUGGAUCAUUGUAUAUUCCACCGAUCAAUCAACAGCCACAAAAAAUGGCAUCUCCGCCAACUCCUCCAGAGAGAAGAGCAGAACAGCAAGUACAAUCACCUGGAACGCCUACUUUAAAGGAGGCUCCUCGUCCUUGGCAGCAAAAGAACGUGCAACAAGAGAUUCCUCCGUGGGCAAGAAAGGACAACACUGAGGAAUCACCAUCAACUCAGUCGACUUCAAACGUUGUUCCCAAUAUGCAACAGAGAUGGCAGCCUCAGGUAGCGCCUCCUCAGCCCGUUAAUAAGCAGCCUCAGCAGUUUGCACCAAGGUCACCUCAAACGAAACCACAAACGCCUCCCAAUCAAGGAUAUCCGAGCAAUUCGUUUCCGGUUCAUAUCGAGAUUCGCACCAGUGUACCCUACCAGGGAGAGUCAGAACCAACUGAAAGAAAACCGAACGCUGUCUACGUCACGCAACCGCUUGUUUUGCAACAUCCCGGGCCAGGAGUUGAACCUACUUUUAAAGUUCAACCAAAACAACAGCCCAGUGCACAACAGCCAAACCAUUACGAACAGCCGACCAGACAGCCACCUCAACCGGUUCAGUCUCCCAAAAUUGACAGUUCAGGAGCCCGGAUUAUCCCAAUCCAGAUUGAGAGAACACCUCCGUCUACUCCUGCAGGUGACAGAAACUUAAACCGUCAAAUGAGUUGGGGAAAUCAACCCACCCAGUCGAACGCGUUCAAGGUUAUUCAGAAGUUCACAAACACUGAGGACGAGGAGGAGGACGAUACUCCCGUAACGCACCAUUCGGCGAGGUUCCCUCAGGAGAUGCCCGAGCAAGUGAGGAGGAUGAAAGUCCAGGAUAAUGGACAGUUUAGACAAGUUCCACAACAGAACCAUGCUUGCAGGACCAUUCCUAUACAAGCAGAAGGUAACGGUCACCCCUCUCAGCAACAAUACGUGCACCCAAGCGAGCAGGUGGUACCUGAACCAAAAAAAUACAUGGGAAGCAACAUACCCAGCAGAUCCUUUAAAAUACUCCAAGCGAUGACCGCCCCAAACGACAACAAUAAUUGUGCCAAUGCCAACAACAACGACGAACCUAAAUUUAACCCGACGUAUUUCCCUUACGCGUACCCUCCGCCCCCAUACCCGCCACCCUACUGGCAUGACUAUUACGCUAACUUUUCCCUUAAAGAACAGUCAGAACGUAGCAGGAGUCCUUACUGGCAAGACCCUUAUUACCCGACGGAAUUAAGCGAGUCUACUUCCAAAAUGAGCGAUAAAAGUGGGAGAUCAACCCCGAUAUUUCCUCCUUACUGGAUGCCUCCUCCUCCUCCACCUUACGUAAGAUCCAGAAGCACCACUCCUAAGCCAGAAAACACUUUGAGGCCUAAUACACCCAAGCACAACAGCGAUAUAGAGGAACAGUAUCAUUAUCCCAUGUACCCGCCUUAUUUCGAUCCUUACUACUUCAGCUAUUUCUAUGGGUAUCCUCCUAUGAUGAUGCAGCCUCGCUCACACUAUUCUUCUUCAGUAGACAACGAUGAGCAAAGCGGUUACUCCUCUAUGGACGAAAUGUCCAAUUAUCAUCGUAGAAAUAGUUCUGAAACUAACAGUGUGCAAGCCCUUAGGCAACAAUUCGAACUAAGAAGUAAAUCUGCCGCACCCAGAAUCACUAUUAUUCCAACUUAUGUUAAAGAGGAUGAUAAAUUUAAUGUUCCGCCUGAUAAGGAGGAGGCUACAACCAUUGGUGGUCUUCGAUCUAUUAAAUCCGUGCAAAAUAUUAAUGUUUAUCAUGAAGAAGAUUCUUCGUCUUCAGAGAGUGAAUAUGAAACUGAUUCUGAGGAUGACUCCUCUGAAGAUGAAACCCAAGAAGAAGAAGAAGAAGAAGAAGAGAUAAUACCUCAUCAGCUGAGUGUUAUAUAUGAAGAAAGUGAAAGGAGGUGCAAUAGUGUUUGUAGUGAAUCGACCACAAUAGCGGAACAGCACAGUGAAGAAGAGGAUUAUGAAGAUUUUCUGGCAAAUCAGAAUGUAAAAUUUAAAAUUAAUAUGUUCCAAGAAACCAGUGUGACAAGGAAUGUUGGUAUCGAGAGCUUUAAGGAGGAAAGUGACACAUUUUCAUCCUUUACUAUAAGCAGGAACGCUAAACAUAAUAAAGUAGAGGUGAAAGAUGAAUAUGUAGAAGUAGAUACUAGUGAGGAUGUGAAAGGGCAUAGUUUUAAAGAGAACGAAGAUAGUGAUAGUGCAAAUGAAAAGGCUGAAACUGUGAUCGAAAAAGAGGAAGUUGUGUGCGUUAAGUUAAGAAGUAAAAAUGUUCCUGUUGAAUUAAAUUCUCUCUCUGCAACAAGAAGUUUGGCUAUAGAGCCAGAAGAAACGUCUCGUGAUGCAGGCACUCUAAUGAGAAUCGACAGCUUUGUGCGUCAGUUUGAAGAUAUUAAGCGAAAUUCUGGAUUGUGGAGUUUCGAAGCAGCGGAAGUUGAGGAAGAAGGUGAUUUGGAAAGUGAUGAGGAAGAGCUAACACAUGUUCAAGCAGAAAGUUCUGUGCAAAUUCAGGAAGAUGUUAGUGGAAAUUCUGAGUUGUCGAAUGUCGAUGCAAAGCAAGAAAAUGAUUCGGAAAGUGAAUCUGAGGAGGAAGACCAUACAAUAAGCAUUGAAGAAGAAAACAAUUUAGAACAUGAAAGUGAAGAAAUUAAGAAGGUGGAACCAUUGGAGGCCUCGACAAACAUUAAUAAAGAAAGCAAUUUAGAAUCUGAAACUGAAGAAUUGGUGCAAGAGACCACAAAUAACUUGGAAGAUGAAAGCAGUGCAGAAUCAGAAAUAGACUUUUGGAGCCAAAUUAAAAAUGAUGAUGACGAUUUUACUCCUAGACGAAGAAGUUAUUAUAGGCGUGACGAAGACGAACCUGAACCAGUUGAUUCUUCAAGCUCUUGUGAGAGAGCCAUUGACCCGAGUCAACUUGAUAAUCUGAACACCAUUUAUAAUGAAAUUAACGAUGUUGACGAUGAUGAGUCUGAUUCUGAAGAAGAAACGAAAAAAUAUGAAGAGAACACCAUUGACGAAUCUGGCGAAGAAACUGCCGUUGAACACUGCGAACCUUGUAAACCAAACGACAUUACUAAUGUGUCUGAUGACGAAUCUGAAUCGAGCUGCUCGGAAUCUGAAGAUGAGGCGCCUAUCAAAAAAAGUGAACCUGAAGAGCAAAAAGAAGUGCCUCACGAUACUGACAGAACAACCAGGUCAAAAUCAUUGGAACCACAAACAAUCAAAGAAAGAAUUGAGGCAUUACAAAAUAGCAUAGCCAGGAGACAAAGCAAGGUAUCUGAAAAAGAGAUAUUGCUCUCUGUUAAACAAAAAGUGUCAGCUUUCGAAGCUCCUAAUAGCGAAAAUGUGAGCAAAACGACAUCUACAAAAAGCAGCGUUAAAUCAUUUGACGAAUAUUCCGAAGAAGAAGAGCCAGACUCGGGUGUUAUUAGCGAUAUAUCAAGGCAUAUUAGCGAUAACGAAGAGUUUCCUGAGCUAAGAAAAAUGACUAGAUACGAACGAGCUGCUACACAUUCUCGACUAUUCAAACUUCUUCAGGAGGAGUGUGAUGUUGAUGAUAAAAAGGAACAGGAAAACACCCCUAAAGCCUCUAAAGAAGAUAAGUUUAGUAAGUUAUCAGUGAGGAAAAACCGAGAAUCUAACCAACUCACUCCUAGCAGAAGCAAACUGAGUUUGCCACUUGUAACAAAGUGCAAUGAAACAAGUGACAUUACUACAACUACAACAAAUUCAAGUAUUAAUGAAAAACUGGUGGACGAACUGGUGCAAAGCCUUUUACGUUCAAGAAAAGCCCAAAUAUUCCGCAAUAUGCCUAAAGAAAAACUUUAUUCGGCAGCUGUAAGGAUUCUCCAAGAAGGUGUCAGCAGCACCGACACCCCAUCAGAAGAAUUUAGCAGUUUAUUAUCGCCUUUAAGGGGUGACACUGAAAACAGUUCUCCUGCUCAAACGCCCCAAGAGUUUUACGGAGAAAGCGAAUACCGACAAUAUUACGAUACAUGGAGCGAUGCUGCCAUGGAAAUAAUGCCCUCCAAGGCCUUUAAGUUGCUCCAGGAUCAUUUGGGGGGCAGUAAACCGGGGGCAAUCGAAGGAAUUUCCGCUAAAUGUCCGAGAAUAUUGUCGUCAAAGAAUUUAUUGAAAACUUUAGAAGGAGGUAAUAGGGAGGAGUCUGACUGUUCUAGUUCCCUCGCAUAUCCUUUACCCGAAGCGAACGAAGUGACGAAAACUUGAAUGCGGAUAAAUUGGAUUUUUGUGAAACAAAAUUUGUCGAUCAAUGCGUUCCUUUUGAGGUUUGGGACCAGAUCAAUCCGACUUUUAGAAAUCUCUUCACAGAACAAAACUCCGAUUUACAAACAAGGUAUAAACCUAAAGAAACUUUAAAGAGAGUUUUAUUAUUGGUAGCAGAUCAACGAUAAUUAAUAAUUAGUGGUGUACCUACUAUAUAAAGUUUUUUUGCUUUUCUCACAUCCGUGCAUUUUUAUGAAAUAUUUUUGAUUGAUUUUUAAUACAGCUAGGAUUGUUUUUAAUUAAAAAAAAAUAUUAGACUAUUUUAAUGUUGUUGACCUAAGAAACGUUAAGUUAUAAUCUUAAAUUUUUGUUUGUUUUGUUGUUAAUAUUAUUUAUUUAUUUGUACUCUUGUAUAUAUAUUACAUUGAUUGAAAUGCAAAAUAUUAAAAAAAUUUUUUUUUUGAAGAAAUGCCCUAUUUACUUACUUUAGAUUGUAUGUAAUAUACUAUAAAUUGCUUUUUAAGGGAUAUAUGUUGGUAUGUAAUCAUUAUUAUGUAUUAAUUUAUUUUUAAUAAAUCCUUACAAAAAAAAAUAAA
Molecule: messenger RNA, 5799 nt
Organism: Anthonomus grandis grandis
Lineage: Eukaryota; Metazoa; Arthropoda; Insecta; Coleoptera; Curculionidae
Exons: 14
Coding region: 263-5206 (1647 amino acids)
Source: RefSeq, a predicted model, not a curated record